GACUUAAAGCACCUCCAGAAUGCCGAAACUACAGCUCUACUUCUCUCCAAGAACACUUGUGGUUUCUCUACAAACAACCCAGUCAGAGGAGCAGUCAUGGCCUCAAUUUUCACCUCAAAAUAAUUUAUAGGAAGGUAGACCAAGUCUUUACUCGGGCAAUCCAUAGCCUGGACACGGUUUACUGAUUACUUCAACUCUUUCUAUAUCUUGUUACCUUCUCUUUGAAGAAGCCAAAGCUCAUAUAAUCUCGCAGUAACAUGCAAUCUUGGUGAAUAGUUCUACUGGUAUUCAUGGGAAAUUGCUGGUUUAAGAGCCUCUCCAUCAGACGAGUCUCUUCCUCUUUAAAGAUAGAAUCUCCACAAGUUCAAAGUCCAAGAGAGGAAAAAGAGAAGGAGAUUAGCAAGUUUCCGUCGAACGCAAAGGAGGUCGAGGAUCUGAGGAAGGAGGCUGCAGGGAAUCCUCUGGAAACUUUCACUUUCAGUGAACUCAAGCUUAUUACCGCAGAUUUCAAGAACAGUGUGGGAAUUGGGGGAUUUGGGCGCGUGUACGCAGGGUUCAUCACUGAGAACCUCAAGAAGGGUCUUCAACCUCAGAGAGUGGCUGUGAAGGUCCAUGAUGCUGAAAACAGUUUCCAGGGUCACAGAGAGUGGCUGGCUGAGGUUAUAUUCCUUGGGCAACUUUCGCAUCCGAAUUUGGUGAAAUUGAUUGGAUACUGCUGCGAAGACGAGCACCGAGUACUGGUAUAUGAGUUCAUGGACAAGGGGAAUGUGGAAUCUCUUCUCUUCUCGAGAGCGCUUGGCUGCCUUCCUUGGGGUAUCAGAAUGAAGAUUGCAUUUGAUGCUGCAAAGGGGCUUGCUUUCCUCCAUGAUGCUGAAAAACCAAUAAUAUACCGCGAUUUUAAAACAUCAAAUAUUCUUUUAGACAAUGAUUACAAUGCAAAGCUUUCAGACUUUGGCCUCGCAAAGAAUGGUCCAGUAGGGGACAUAUCUCAUGUUUCAACUAGAAUAAUGGGGACUUGUGGCUAUGCAGCACCAGAAUAUUUGAAGACGGGUCAUCUGACGUCGAUGAGCGAUGUUUACAGCUUCGGAGUCGUGCUGCUGGAGUUCCUCACGGGGAAGAGGUCGCUGGACAAGUGUCGGCCGGCGGGCGAGCAGACACUAGUGGAUUGGGCAGGGCCAUAUCUGACCAAGAGACAGAGAGUGUUUGCCAUUGUGGAUCCCAAGCUAGGGAAAAACUACCCUGAGAAAGCUGCUCAGAGGGUGGCAUGGUUGGCCAGCCACUGCCUCAAUCACAACCUCAAGGCAAGGCCUCUGAUGAGGGAUGUUGUGGUCUCCUUGGAGUCUCUUCAGGUAGCUGUUUGAUCAUCACCGCCAAGUAGUAAUCAUUUCUUAUGCAAGGCUUGCAAUUUGAUAGAGGAAGGAUAGUGAUAUGUAUGUAGAUUUUGUCCGAAGAAGAACAAUUGCUAUUGAUUUGGCUG
This is a messenger RNA of Zingiber officinale, 1477 nucleotides long. Its product is annotated as probable serine/threonine-protein kinase PBL16. The coding region runs from base 291 to 1361 and encodes 356 amino acids. Gene Ontology annotation, biological process: protein phosphorylation. The transcript has 6 exons. Gene Ontology annotation, molecular function: ATP binding; protein kinase activity. The record is from RefSeq and is a predicted model, not a curated record. NCBI's taxonomy places the organism in Eukaryota, Viridiplantae, Streptophyta, Magnoliopsida, Zingiberales, Zingiberaceae.